Molecule: messenger RNA, 600 nt
Organism: Adineta ricciae
Lineage: Eukaryota; Metazoa; Rotifera; Eurotatoria; Adinetida; Adinetidae
Source: the annotation of a GenBank genome assembly
AUGUACGUAAAUCUUUCGGAACAGGCCCAAAUCAGCAUCGAAGAACAAUACCUUGGAAAUGGCGCCUAUGGUGAUGAAAUCAAAGCCUCCGCGUCGUUUGACAAGACACUGUUUUCUCAAGAAGAAUUAAGGGUGCUCGAAUUUGUGGCCAAGCGCUAUGGCAAACUUGCAACCGACGAAAUUGUGCACGUCAGCCACGAGGAAACGGGCUGGUAUGCCAAUGCGGAGCAAAAGGCAUUAAUCGAUUAUCGCUACGCUUUCGAGCUCAACCAGGGAAUAAGCUGGUCGUAUGUUCCAAUUUUGGGGCAAAUACGAUCAUCUCGACCAGCCGGAAGUGCACGAAAAGAUCAUCGAGUUUACGGACGGGCGCCUGACCACCGUUUACUGGUACCUGCCGAAAAUGCAUUGCAGCUCGUGCAUCUGGUUGCUCGAACACCUCUACCGGCUCAAUCCGGCGGUUCGGAGUUCGGUAGUGAACUUUCCGGAGAAAAAGGUACGAAUCACAUUCGACGCGCAGGCAUUACACAUGAGCGAGCUCGCAGCAUUGCUGGCGCGCAUCGGGUACGAGCCCUAUUUGAGCAUGGACGAUUUGUCGGGUAA